AUGAAUAACCAAUUGUUGGUGAAUAAUACGUUUAAGAUAUACAAAUCCAAUGCGGUGCCGCAAGCCAAGUUCCCUCUGCAGUCUCUCAAUAGCUUAUUGAGACAACAGGGACUCUAUUUGUACGAAAAGUACCAAAGUUCCAAUCAUGAUCUAAUACCAAAAUACACUAACCUGAGUGACCUAAUCAAGGUAAUGAAGAUCACCAACCGCCACGUGCAGGUGAAGGAUUACUCGAUCAAUGUAAUCAUGAUUAAGAGCUCGCCCAUAAUCCCAAACCAACUAAUACUAUUCAUACUGAAAUUGAAUAGCGACUUCAAAAAUUUUAAUACCGUAAUUCUUAUUAAAUCAAGUAUACCGGCAUUUUUGGUUCAAUCUUUGGAAGCAAGUCUCUCAAGGAUCUCGGUGCCGCUUAUCAUCAAGGAUGUACAACUAACCAACCACUCGAUCGAAGCCAUCAUUAAUAACUUCACGGCGUCGUUAAACGAUCAUGACGGUACCAAAAUUGCCAAAUUGUUCGGAGAUCUAGAAAUCAUAUAUUCCACUCCUCUGAAAAUGGAAUCGUUGAAAACAAUUAGCAUUCUGAUUCCAAUUUCCAACCUCGAAAAAUUAGUAAUGGCAAAUGAUCAGCAAUUGAAAUUAAUUGACUUAAUUAACCAUUUUCUAUUCAAUACUACAAAAUUGGUUUUUGCAAACUUACAUAUGGCCAGGUUCAGAUCAAGACUAUUAGACUUAUCUGCCGAUGGCAAGUUUAAAAUCCAUCCCGAAAACUUACAUCUAUUUAAUAACUCCUUUUCAUUGAAUAAUGAAGACUCUGAUGAUCAAGACGAGCUUGACUCCUUUGUUUGGUUUGUAAUGGCAUCAGUCUACGAUUGUAUCUAG
Messenger RNA from Hyphopichia burtonii NRRL Y-1933, 879 nucleotides. RefSeq lists its product as uncharacterized. The record is from RefSeq and is a predicted model, not a curated record. Lineage: Eukaryota; Fungi; Ascomycota; Pichiomycetes; Serinales; Debaryomycetaceae. The coding region runs from base 1 to 879 and encodes 292 amino acids. The transcript has a single exon.